ACAAACAAUUGAUCACAUUUGUUGAGCAAGACUUCAUGCACUGAGCGAGCAACGCUGUUGACGGAUGCUGAGAGAAGAACUGCGAUUGGUCCGUCGCGGUGGGUGUUUCCGCAUUCUGCAACGAGCUGUCUGCAGAAGCGCGAGUUGGAGAGGGGACUGUCGCGUCUGUGAAGGAGUCUCCUCAGUCGUUCCCAGAGGAAUAGCGGUCCACCGCCAGGAAGCAGGGAUGCCCUACAUGUUCAUCAGUACGCAGAUCCGAUUGGAGAAUGGUCCAACAAAUGUGGGAGAUGAAUAUUCUGAUGCAACUGUGAUGAAUUACCUGGGAGCAAGGAAAACAACCAUGCUGGGAAACAAUUUUUCCGAGUACCAUGUGGACGACCCGCCUCGCGUGGUGUUGGACAAGCUGGAGCAGAUUGGCUUCCGCGUGCUGACAAUGACGGGGGUGGGACAGACGCUGGUGUGGUGCCUCCACAAGGAGACAGAGUGAUGGUUCAUGGAGCGAGUGUAUCAAAAUGCCUCCAGAAGCCUUUAAAAGGAUCAAUGGAUUGUACUAAAGUACUUU
This is a messenger RNA of Etheostoma spectabile (orangethroat darter), 562 nucleotides long. It is a transcript of the gene gchfr, whose product is annotated as GTP cyclohydrolase I feedback regulator. Gene Ontology annotation, cellular component: cytoplasm; nucleus. The transcript is spliced from 3 exons. Lineage: Eukaryota; Metazoa; Chordata; Actinopteri; Perciformes; Percidae. The record is from RefSeq and is a predicted model, not a curated record. Gene Ontology annotation, biological process: negative regulation of biosynthetic process. Gene Ontology annotation, molecular function: GTP cyclohydrolase binding. Bases 65 to 487 code for a protein of 140 amino acids.